Molecule: messenger RNA, 939 nt
Organism: Chaetomium globosum CBS 148.51
Lineage: Eukaryota; Fungi; Ascomycota; Sordariomycetes; Sordariales; Chaetomiaceae
Exons: 5
Coding region: 1-939 (312 amino acids)
Cellular component (GO): nucleus; cytoplasm
Molecular function (GO): protein-folding chaperone binding; protein folding chaperone
Source: RefSeq, a predicted model, not a curated record
AUGAGUUGCAGGUUGCACGGUUGCAGGUUGCAGGGAACGACUCCACGGCCAGCGCAGAUCGACCGAGACACCGAAGGGCCAGCGGGCAAUUCUGGGCCACCCUGGCUUGCAGGGAACCGUAUUUGCUUUCCCACGCCCCUAACCAAAGGAGAAGACUCGAUCCUCGGAAUCUCCGAAAGCGCCUCCACCUCCCAAAUCCGCGAUGCCUACAAACGCGCCGCCCUAAAAACCCACCCCGACCGCCUACCCGCCGAGCACCCCGACCGCGCCGCCCGCACCCGCCAGUUCCAGCUGGUCAACGACGCCUACUACACGCUCAACGACGCCGGCCGCCGCCGCGAGUACGACGCCCAGCGGAAGCUGUUUGCCAGUUCUUCUGGUUCUGCUGAUGGGGGGAGGAGGGCGGGGAGGGCUGGUACCGCUGGUGCUGGUACUGGUGGUGCUGGGGGGCAGCAGAUGCCGGGGGGUUUUGAUUUUGGGGAGGAGGAUGCGUUUGGGGAGGGCGGGAUCCCGUUUUCGUGGGCGUGGAAUUUCUUUACGGGCGGGCAAGGGCAGGGACAGCCGGGGCAGCCGGGGCGGCAGGGGCAGGAGGAGGCGCGGGCGCGGACCGAGGACGAGCAGUUCGCCGACGUGUUUGAGGAGAUGCUGCGGGAGGAGGGCAUGGCGGCGGGCCAGGAGGGCGCGGCGGGGGGCCCCGCGGGCAAGUUUUGGAGCUUGAUGGGCGGCCUGAGUGGUGGUGCGCUGGGCUUCAUUGUGGCUAAUGUGCCGGGGCUCGUGGCCCGGCGCGGUGGCGGGGAAUCGGCUGGGCGCGGUGAGAGAUGCGAAGGGGAAGAGCGUGUAUGCCGUGUUUCAGUGCGACAGGAGCUGCCGCAGACGGACCGCGCCAAGUUGCUAAGCCAGUUGGCGGCGAAGGUGUUGAGCCAUGCCGUUGGGGUUUAA